Molecule: messenger RNA, 1442 nt
Organism: Mycotypha africana
Lineage: Eukaryota; Fungi; Mucoromycota; Mucoromycetes; Mucorales; Mycotyphaceae
Product: ZIP zinc transporter-domain-containing protein
Exons: 3
Coding region: 63-1208 (381 amino acids)
Biological process (GO): zinc ion transmembrane transport; intracellular zinc ion homeostasis
Cellular component (GO): membrane
Molecular function (GO): zinc ion transmembrane transporter activity
Source: RefSeq, a predicted model, not a curated record
CUCUUUUCCCUUUCCCUUUUCCUUUUCUUUUUUUUCUUACAAGAAACACAACGCAUUUUUCUAUGACUCAUGGAUCAAUAGUAGACUCUCCAACGUCUUUUGCAGCGAUUCUGUUCCCCGGGGGUCCUAUGGUGAACUCCCUUUUGGCCACAUCCUACAUCUCCAUCAUACCCAAUUUACUACUUUAUUUCGUGCCACCCGAUAUCAAAUCAACGACACUCAGCACGUUGGUCCAUUUUGCUGUUGGAAGUCUAUUGGGUGAUGUCUUUUUACACUUAUUACCUCAUGCUUUUAGUGAACCAUCGCAUCUUUCUCAUCACGAUAGGCAUCUGCAUGGAAACGAGCAACAGAGAAACGUUAUUAUCGGUCUAGGUGUCUUUGCUGGCCUAUUUCUUUUUUAUGCUACGGAUAAAGUGAUGAGAGAAUGGUUCGAACGGGAAGGUCACCAUCACCAUCACCAUCACGACCCCUCCCAUCCAGCUCCAUUGCCUUCUCUUGAUAAGCCACGUCCUAAGGAAUCGAAAGAGCAUAUUGUACAGCAGAUUGCCAUCAGUGAUUCAGGAGGAAAAAUGGAGACACCCCACACGACGCUUCAACAACGAAAGCCGAAAUCAAGCAAUGAAAAAGAACGAGCUCACGUUCGUGCCAGCACUUACUUGAAUUUAUUAGCCGACUUUACACACAACUUGACCGACGGAAUAGCCAUGGCUGCCUCCUUUUACACAUCACCUGCAAUUGGCGUUACAACUGCUAUUGCCGUCUUUUUUCACGAAAUUCCUCACGAAAUUAGUGAUUAUGCUAUCUUAGUACAGUCUGGUUUCAGCAAAAAAAGCGCCAUGAUGGCACAGUUUACCACUGCCGUGGGUGCUUAUCUCGGAACAUUCAUAGGUAUCUGUCUAGAGGAAUUCAUAACAACGACACCCACCGUCGGAACGAAAGAACACCACGACCAUCACCACCACGACCAUCACCACCAUGCCAGUAUGUUAGGAAUCAAAGGCAUGAGCUGGAAUGACCUCGUUAUACCUCUCACCGCAGGCGGAUUUUUGUAUAUUGCCACUGUGAAUGUGAUACCCGAAUUGCUUCGAAAAAGUAACAGUAAGAACGUACAGGAGGGCAGUCAAUUACACUUGAGGGAAUUGCUAGCCAUGGUAUUUGGCGUAGUCCUCAUGGCUGUCAUGGCUUGGAAUGAAACACAUACCCAUUGAUCUUGCUAUGUCAAUAGAAAAUAAAAUAAUCAUUCCUGCUUACCCCCUUAUUACUAUUACGCACAUCCCAUCGGUCCCGUUCUAAUAAAAACAAAAAAGUAUUGCAUAAACAACACCGUUUCCCCGUGUAACAAAAUAGUUAUCAGAUCACUCUUUGUCGGCUCAUUUUUAAACAUUCGGGGUCGCGGGGUUUAAAUAAAAUCCGGGCGGCGGAUUGCAGCGUGGAGAGGGGAG